AUGUCUGCCCCCGCAGUGCCCGCCCAGGUCCACGAGAAAGCCCCUCGUCACCCAGCCCCCACCGGCGCCAACCUGUCCGCCGCUGAGGCAGGCGGUGUCCCGGGAACACGAGGCAAGGCGUACGGACAGGACUUUAGCUUCCUGCGAUGGGUGCGACUGCAUGCCCUCGACCUCAUUACUAUGGCCGCCAUGGGCGCUGUAGGGCUGGGAGUCUACGAAGCAGACCCCGCGCCGACAAGAAGCUUCCCCGUCUUUAACCUUGACGGGAGCAUCGCCUACCCGGAAUUCGCCUACCCUCUGCGCCACAACAUCAUCCCAAUCUAUGCCGCUGCCCUCCUUGCCUUCUUCGUUCCCUUUGUCUUUUUCGUCCUCUUCCAAAUCCGUCUGCGCUCCAUUGAUGCCCUUCUUGGGACGACAAUGGGCUUGCUGGAGAGUCUGAUCACCGCCGCCGUCUUUCAAGUGUUCCACAAGUGGCUGAUCGGCGGCCUGAGACCGCACUUUUUGGCAGUAUGCGACCCGGAUGUGGACGCUCUCACCCAGAGUGGCAUUGGAUUCCAGAGCGUCAUGUACGACCGAUCUAUCUGCAGGGGCAACCAAGACACCAUCAACGACUCGCUCGAGUCUUGGAUGUCUGGUCACUCUACCGCUGCCUUUGCUGGCUUCGUCUACCUCUUCUUCUACUUUAACGCCCAGCUGAAGGUCAUGUCUGACCACCGACCCGCCUACUGGAAGAUGAUCCUCACUAUCGCACCUCUCCUUGGUGCCAGUCUGAUCGCUGCCUCGCUCACUAUCGACGAAUUUCACAACUGGUGGGACUGCGUUGGCGGCGCCGUGGUCGGUACACUUUGCGCCAUCGUUGCCUACCGCAAGACUUUUGGCGCUCUUUGGGACUUUAGGUUUAACCACAUCAUGCUCCCCCGCGGCACAUCGCUCUUCUUCCACCGCAAAGCCGUCGACGAGGUACCUUUCACCUCUCGAUUCCAGUACUCUGCGCAAGAGACUGGAGUGCAGAGGCCGGUGGCUAGUGAGGGAGGAUGGAGGAAGGAGUGGGGAAGCGCGGGUGCGCCGUCCGAUGCGACAGCCAUGAUGGUCUAA
Cryptococcus amylolentus CBS 6039 is the source of this 1095-nucleotide messenger RNA. RefSeq lists its product as hypothetical. Lineage: Eukaryota; Fungi; Basidiomycota; Tremellomycetes; Tremellales; Cryptococcaceae. Gene Ontology annotation, molecular function: phosphatidate phosphatase activity. The coding region runs from base 1 to 1095 and encodes 364 amino acids. Gene Ontology annotation, biological process: phospholipid metabolic process. The record is from RefSeq and is a predicted model, not a curated record. The transcript is spliced from 4 exons.